Messenger RNA from Corylus avellana, 1171 nucleotides. RefSeq lists its product as uncharacterized. The record is from RefSeq and is a predicted model, not a curated record. NCBI's taxonomy places the organism in Eukaryota, Viridiplantae, Streptophyta, Magnoliopsida, Fagales, Betulaceae.
CCUUUCCCAAUCAAAAGCUUACAAACAGAUGUAUUUUAAAAUAGUAUAACCACAUUUGCCAGCCCUUGCUAGCUUUGACAUCAUUACCAACAUGCUGAUAUCCUUGAAUUCAGUGAGAUGAGGUGUCAAAUCCCAAGAUUCUUCAAGUGCCCCCAGCCUCUCUUUCUCUCUCUCUCUCAUGAACUUUGAGCCUUCUUCAUCGCUAUAUAAACCACUCUCACUGAUCUCUUUUUUUUCAUCUCAAAGUCUUCUUUCUCUAUUUGCUUUACACUAAGCCACUUUCCUUCUGUAUAUCUUUUUUGUAGUUCAAUCACACUUUCAGAUGGCCACUGUUGAGGUUGUAUCAGCAAAGACAGCCCUUCCAGAGGGAACUGUUGAGGAGUCGAUCAAGGCACAUGAGACUACUAUCAAAGAAGAGGUAGUGACUGCACCACCACCUGCACCGGAGUCCACCCCAGAAGAAGUAAAGGGAGUAGAAGAGUCAACCCCAGUUGUUUCUGAGGCUGCGGUGGCUCCAGAACCUGAAGCCCCAACAGAAGUUGAGACUAAGGAAGUGGUAGAAGAGGCCAAGGUUGUGACAGAAGAGCCACCAGUUGAGAAGACUGAGGAGGAGGCCCCCAAGGAAACACCCGAGCAAGAGGCCCCCAAGGAAGCACCCGAGCUACCUGUUGAGGAGAUCAAAGAAACUACUGCACCAGAACCAAAACCAGAAGUAGAAGCUGAAGUUCCAAAAGAGGAGGUUGCAGCUGAAGUUCCCAAGGAGGAGGUUGUUGUUAAGGAAGAGGAGAAGCCAGUUGAAGCAGAGGAGAAAGUUGGCACAGAAUCACCAGUGGAGGAGAAGGCUGAGUAAAAAGUUCAAAGGAAUAGUGUGCUUUGGUGAAAGUUUGUGUUAGUGGGUAUCUUUAGGUUGCAUUUCAUGUACGUUCUUCGAAUAAGGAUGAUUAGGUAAAUCAUGUGUAUGGAAAUGACCCACUUGGAUCUUGCAAAUACUCCCUCACAUGGCAGACAUGCAUGGGCUCCUAUUGGUGAAAAUUUUGAUGUGGAUUGUGCUACCAUGGGGGGGAUGGCUGUGGGUUCCAUGCAGGGUGAUGAAUUCUACUAUAUAUGAUGCGUAUGUUCAUUACUAGAUGGGCAGUUUGUUUGAAUAAUAAUAUCUUAUAUUACUACUUAA